This is a messenger RNA of Danio rerio (zebrafish), 1771 nucleotides long. Lineage: Eukaryota; Metazoa; Chordata; Actinopteri; Cypriniformes; Danionidae. The record is from RefSeq and is a predicted model, not a curated record.
GUCAGCACUGGGUGAUCAACUCUCCAGCAGCACAACUUUCCCUCCACACUUUACUUUGCUAGACUUUACCGAGGCGGAGCGGGCUAUCAUGCUGCACCCGUGAGCAGAACCCUCCAUCAUCCGGUAUAUUAUUUUCAUUAUUACUAUUUAUUACUCUAAAUAAACCAACAGGUGACCCGCGUGAUGCCCAGCAAAUCUCUGCGUCCGCGGCUCUGCGUCCUGGAGAAGGGCGACACCGGCUACGGUUUCCACCUGCACGGGGAGAAGGGCAAAACCGGGCAGUUCAUCCGGCUGGUGGAGCCCGACUCCCCAGCUGAGGUCUCCGGUCUGCGCGCUGGAGACCGGCUGGUGUUCGUGAACGGAGCCCGAGUGGAGGCCGAGAGCCACCAGCAGGUCGUGGCGCGGAUCCGGGAGAGCACCGGGAGCCUGGAGCUCAUAGUGGUGGAUGUGGACACCGAUCAGCUGCUGAGGAAACACGAGCUGCGCUGCGAUGAAGAGUUCGUCACGGAGGGGAUCCCGGUGCCCGAGGCUGAGGAUGAACCGGAGAUCGUUAGGGAGGACACCGGGAGGGAGGACACGCCGCCGCCGGUGCCCGAGAGGAACGGAGAGAUCAUCCCGGUGUUCAUCCCCUCGCUGGAGAAACACAGGACAUCCGUCAGCUCAGACACGGACCUGAAGCUCGAGCUCAGACCGCGGCUUUGUUUCAUUAUGAAAGGCUCCAAUGGCUUCGGCUUCAACCUGCACAGUGAGAAAUCCAGACCGGGACAGUUCAUCAGAGCCGUAGACGAAGACUCGCCGGCGGAGAGAUCCGGACUCAGGCCCAAAGACCGCAUCGUACAGGUGAACGGUGUUUCGGUGGAGGGGAAGCAGCAUGCGCAGGUGGUGUCAGCGAUUAAAGCCGGGGGUGAGGAAACAUCACUCCUGGUUGUAGAUCCAGACACAGACGCUUUCUUCAAGAAGUGUCGAGUGACGCCGACCGCUGAACACCUUACAGGACCACUGCCUGAACCGCUGCUCAACGGGGACAUGGACGACAAGGUCAAUGGAAACAGAGACGUGGAGCUGAAGGAGUCGAAGUUAUCAGUGAGUCCGUCUCCAUCCAGCGCCUCCUCCAACACCUCCCUCACGACCCCGCCCACUGAGACUCCGCCUCCAGAGGCCGUGGAGGCGUCCAUCAUGGCUGCAAUCCCAGAGCUCAGUCUGUCUCUCCAGCAGGUCAAAGAGCGAGCGCACCAGAAGCGCUGCAAUAAGAGAGCGCCCCCUAUGGACUGGAGCAAGAAAAACGAACUCUUCAGUAACCUAUAGACCAGGGGUGACCAAACUUGCUCCUGGAGGGCCGGUGUCCUGCAGAUUUUAACUCCAACCCUAAUCAAACACACCUGAACACGCUAAUCAAGGUCUUACUAGGUAUACUUGAAACAUCCAGGCAGGUGUGUUGAGGCAAGUUAGAGCUAAAUCCUGAAGGGACACCGGCCCUCCAGGACCGAGAUUGGUGACCACUGCAAUAGACCUUCAUCCACCCAUUCAUCCGUCCAUCAGCUCUGUUUUAAAGGCUCCUACACAACUAAUAAUGGUCACUAUAGCCUUAUCUCCACCAAAUCCACUAGACAACACACUUUUAUUUAUUAUAAACACAUGCUAGCUCGGUCACCUGCCACUUUAAGUGAAGUUUAUUUCUUAACUAAUUUUGAGAGGAGCACGUGCUCAUGAUUGCCUGCAGCUGGUCCCGCAUUAUUCAUAAGCCACUAUAAAUACCCUAAGCUCCAUAUAA